Aspergillus viridinutans is the source of this 3165-nucleotide messenger RNA. RefSeq lists its product as uncharacterized. The record is from RefSeq and is a predicted model, not a curated record. The coding region runs from base 1 to 3165 and encodes 1054 amino acids. Gene Ontology annotation, molecular function: chitin binding; hydrolase activity, hydrolyzing O-glycosyl compounds. NCBI's taxonomy places the organism in Eukaryota, Fungi, Ascomycota, Eurotiomycetes, Eurotiales, Aspergillaceae. Gene Ontology annotation, biological process: carbohydrate metabolic process. The transcript has 4 exons.
AUGGUGGCCUUGACCUGGCUCGGCGCGGCAGCAGCCCUCGUGCUCUCCACAUGGCCAACUGCAGCCUCUACAAACCCGGGCUUCCGCAAAGCGGCCAGUCCGAGCUACCGCAGCAGUGCCUCGGCCUGCCCUGAGCGCUGCAGCGACGCUGGUCCCAACACGGGAAACUGGUCCGUGUACGCGGACUUCAAGCAGAUCCACAAGUGCAAGGAGACCAUGUUCUACGACUUCUCCCUGUUCGACGAUGUCGAUGACCAGAACGGAACCCACCGCAUCCAGGCCUGCUCAUCAUAUGGGCCAGACUUUGCCAGUCUCCCUGCCUCCACUGCGCGGAUUGCUUCCGCCGAGUUCGUUGAUGUUGUGUUUGAACUCGGCUGGUGGCAUGAGGGGUUCGGCCUGGCGGCUGCUGGACUGCGGUCGAUUGUUAAGCAGAUGCGCCGGUAUGCCGAGGGUGGGCAUGGGCGGACGGACAGGCCGUUUAUCAUCUAUGGCCAGUCUGUACAGGCAACGAUUGGCCUGUAUAUUGGGCAGGGUCUGCUGAAUCAGGGGCUCAGCGAGUCUGCGCUGAAGCUGUUCCAAGAUAACCUUGACAAGCUCGAGGUCUCCACGCCAAGCCUGGCCAUGCAGCUCUGCGAGGAGGGCUACGAUAGCACGCACGUGUUUGGUAUCAUGGCGACCAGCAAUGGGACCUUCGCCCCCAUCCAAAGUACCAUCAAGGCUUGGGCCAACGCAACGUGCCUGUCGUUCUCGGGGUCCACCAAGUUCGCUGGCUCGGCCAAGUUCACUACGCCGCUUACUGAAUGGGAACCACACGACCUCCAAUUCAACUAUCCUGGCUCACAAUCUGGCUCGAAACCUCAACUGGCAGUGAAAUGCGGCAUCUCGGGUGCCGACUUCACCAAGUACAACCCUGGCGAAGGUUUCUGUUCCAACUUGAAGCCUAAGCAGCACGUCUGCUGCUCCAGUGGAGAUCUUCCUGAUUUCCGCCCCCAGCCCAACGAAGACGGCUCGUGCAAGGCAUACCAGAUCCAGGCCGAUGACAACUGCGACAGCCUUGCUGCGGAGUACAGUCUCGAGGAGGAAGAUCUCGAGAAGUUCAACAAGAACACUUGGGGCUGGAAUGGUUGCGAGAUUCUGUUCAAGGAUACGGAGCCAGGCACAAACCCACCAACGGAUGGCUCGGACAUCGCCGAUCUCAACCCUUGCCCGUUGAACGCAUGCUGCAAUAUCUGGGGCCAGUGCGGUAUCACCGCGGACUUUUGCAUCGAUACCAACACCGGCGCCCCAGGCACUGCCAAGCCAGGCACCUACGGGUGUAUCUCUAAUUGCGGGAUGGAUGUCGUCAGGGGCUCUGGAUCAGGCGGGGUCAAAAUCGCCUACUAUGAAGGCUACUGCCUGAGCAGACAGUGCCUGUUCCAAGACGCCUCACAGAUCGAUACCUCGCAGUACACGCACCUCCACUUCGGCUUCGGCACCCUGACUGACUCGUGGGACGUCAAGACCGGCGACGUGCUGUCCACCUACCAAUUCGGCGAGUUUAAGAGAAUCUCUGGCGUCAAGCGGAUCCUCUCAUUCGGUGGCUGGGACUUUUCAACCAUGCCUGAGACAUACCAGAUCUUCCGCAACGGUGUCAAACCUGCGAACAGGCUCACGAUGGCAACAAAGAUCGCCAACUUCAUCAAGGAAAAUGACCUCGAUGGUGUCGAUAUCGACUGGGAGUACCCCGGUGCGCCUGACCUCCCUGACUUCGACCCCGGUACAGAGGAAGACGGUCCCAACUACCUGGCCUUCCUUGUCAUUCUCAAGAACCUUUUGCCGGGAAAAUCCGUCUCCAUUGCCGCUCCUGCUUCUUACUGGUACUUGAAGCAGUUCCCUAUUAAGGACAUUGCCAAGGUCACCGACUACAUUGUCUACAUGACCUAUGAUCUCCAUGGGCAGUGGGAUGCCCAUAACAGUAACUCCCAAGGCUGUGCCACGGGUAACUGUCUGCGCAGCCAGGUCAACCUGACAGAGACACGACAGUCAUUGGCAAUGAUCACCAAGUCAGGUGUUCCUGGCGAAAAGGUUAUUGUUGGUGUGACAAGCUACGGGCGAUCCUUCAAGAUGGCGGACGCAAAUUGCUGGGGCCCCGACUCUGGGUACCUUGCCGAUGCUGAAAUCGCCGAGAUCAUGAAGGAUUCCUCUCGAGUCGUCAAGAGCUAUGUCGACACAACCAGCAACAGCGACGUCCUCAUUUAUGAUAAUGAUGAGUGGGUCGGCUACAUGGGCGCCGCCACCAAAAAGGCGCGCGCCUCCUUGUACGCUGCCUGGGGCUUGGGAGGCACCACUGACUGGGCCACCGACCUGCAAACGUACCACGAUGUCCCCAAGCCGGCGUACAGCUGGACCAACUUCAUCGAACUUGCCAGGGCCGGAGGGGACCCAAAGACGGACCACACGCGGAACGGGAACUGGACUGACUUUGACUGCACAGCCCCGGCCGUUGUGGACUUCCUCGACUACACACCCUCGCAACGGUGGAGGUUGAUGGGCGCAGACGCGGCAUGGGACGACAUUGUCCGGAUUUGGAAAGACACCGAUUCUCAACGCGGUGGUGUUAAUUUCAGCGAGUCAGUCGAGAGUACCACCCGCUUUGGGGGUCAGGCGGGCUGCGGUGUCAUGACCACUGCGGGCUGCACCAUCGUGGAGUGCGAAAAGGGUGCAGACAGUGACACCUCGGGCCCCGCGGCCAUGUUCAUCUCGAACUCGUUGGCGGAAAUCCAUGGAAUGUACAAGAGCUACUACGACACCUUGUUCAAGGCUCUCACCAUUGUCAGCACGGCGCUCGACGAUAUGGAGAACAAGUUUGCGCCUAUCCCGCCGGAAAAAGACGACACCUGGCUCUUGAUCCUCAUCGACGUGAUCACGCUUGGCGCCCUGGGAACUGCUGGUCCGUUUUUCAACACGAUUCUGAAGAAGGACGAUUGGUUUGCUGGGAAGACCGGCAGCGCCCUGGAUAACGCAAAGGAUACCGCCAUGACCCUCAUCGGACAAAGUACAACUAUCGCCAAGGACGCCUUACCUGGAGGGGACGCGGCUAAGUGGACUCCGGAGAAACAGGAUGAGUUCUCAGCCUAUCUGGGGCAGGUCGUCUAUGGCUGGGCAAUAUUACGUCGCUUGCGCUGA